This is a messenger RNA of Grosmannia clavigera kw1407, 768 nucleotides long. RefSeq lists its product as uncharacterized. The transcript is spliced from 2 exons. The record is from RefSeq and is a predicted model, not a curated record. NCBI's taxonomy places the organism in Eukaryota, Fungi, Ascomycota, Sordariomycetes, Ophiostomatales, Ophiostomataceae. Bases 1 to 768 code for a protein of 255 amino acids.
AUGAUUGCUGCUCUCCGAUCUGGGGAUAUUGACGUGGGAAUAGGCCUCACUGAAGCUUGGAUUGCUGGUCUAGGGAAUCCCAAUGUCGAAGGCGACGGCGGCUACCGCAUUGUCGGGACAUAUGUGGAGACACCCCUUUGCUGGGCUGUUUCGACGGGAUAUGACCGUGCCGACAUAACUUCCGUCACCUCUCUACAUGGGAAAAAAAUCGGUGUUUCUCGCAUGGGCUCAGGAAGCUUCGUCAUGGGCACCGUGCUCGCCGAUAAACAGGGUUGGCUGAAUGGCUCCAACAGCGAGCCAUUUUCUGACACAGUCGUACUCAACACGUUUGAAAACCUGAGAAAUGCCGUGAACUCGGGAAGUGCCGACUUCUUCAUGUGGGAGCAUUUCACGUCCAAGAAAUACUAUGACAGCAAUGAAAUUAGAAAGAUUGGCGAGAUCUACACCCCAUGGAGCAGCUGGAAAAUUGUUGCUUCAACUCCUCUUGUCGCCAACGGUGUUAUUGACUCCCGCCUAGAGGAUUUCUUUUCGAAGCUCGAUGCCGGCAUUUCUUACUUCAUAACAAAUCCAGAGGAAGCUGUGCAUUACAUCAGCACAUCGCUCGACUACUCCGAGGAGGAUGCUCGGGCAUGGUUAAAAACGGUCAGGUUUCCAACAGCAACCCGCGGCGUGAACUUGAAAACUGUCGAUGGAUGCAUUGAAGUUCUUCGAAAAGCUGGCGUUCUUGUAAAUAAUAAAGGUUUUGAUGCAAGUGCCAUGCUGGCAUAG